CGUCCUCUUCCCUGGUAAAAAAAUCACUGCCUAAAGUGUUUGUUUAAGCGCGAUUUGUUAAUGGCCAUCUCUAUCCUCCUCCGGCUUGGUCAAUGAUCAGACGCUGUCUUUUAAACGCAGAGAGCCUCCUCCUUAUCUCUCUCUCCCUCUCUCUCCUGGCACUCGGUCAUCGUUCCUAUCGAGCAAAAAUGACCAUUGAAGAAGCAGAGCCGAAUCCUCACAUCCUAGGCUGGAUAGAGGAUUCAGUCUCGUUCUUCCCUUCGCUUCUCGACGACCCGUACGACUCCUCCGAGAUCAAUGGCUACAACUGGUGGGAUCCGAAUCAGGAUUUCGCGCAGGAUCUUAUCUACACCAGCGCAACUUCCAUCACCAGCACCAUCACCACAGCAGACAGUAGUGCUCACACCGAUGCAACCCCUGACACCACAGCCACAGCCAUGAAUCCUACUGUUGCCGCUAACCAUUCGGAGGAGUCGGUCACACAAGAGAUGUCGAAGAAGAGGAAAGCAUCAUUGGACAAUCAAGAUCACACCCAGAGGAGAAACCAAAGUCCUAGUACCAUCGAGAACUCCGGAUCGAUCGAUGUGAAGCCAGCGAAACCGGUGCUGGGAGUGAAGAGAGCUGCUGGCAAGAAACGCUCAGCUGUGUCCUCGGGAAACAACGGCAACAACUGUAACAACAAGGAAGGGAGGUGGGCAGAGCAGUUGCUCAACCCAUGCGCAGCCGCAAUCGCUGCCAACAACCUUAACCGGGUGCAACACCUCCUCUAUGUUCUCCACGAGCUUGCCUCUCCGACCGGUGAUCCCAACCACCGCCUCGCCUCACAUGGCCUCCGGGCCUUAACCUACCACCUAUCCUCUUCCACCUCUCUGCCAUCGUCAGCUCCUUUCACAUUCUCAUCCGCAGAGCCGCGCUUCUUCCAGAAAUCUAUCCUCAGGUUCAACGAGAGCAGCCCCUGGUUCGCCUUCCCAAGCAACAUCGUGAACUCCUCCAUCCUCCAAGUGCUCAGUGAAGAACCCGACAAGUCGCGGAACCUCCACAUCCUCGACAUCGGCGUCUCCCACGGCGCGCAGUGGCCAACGCUGCUUGACAGCCUUAGCCGCCGCCCCGGCGGGCCCCCUCCGCUGGUCCGCCUCACCGCAAUCUCCCCCACUGGGGACGGUGGAGACGCCGACACGCCCUUCUCCAUGGCUCCCCCUGGCUACGACGUGUCCCCACUCCUCCUCGGGUUCGCCAAGACCCUCAACAUCAAUCUCCAAAUCAACCGCCUCAAUAACGUUCCCCUCCAAGGCCUAAAUCCCCAAUCCAUAGACGCCUCCCCUGACGAAAUCCUAAUCAUCUCCGCCCAAUUCCGCCUCCACCACCUAAACCACAGCGACCGCACUGAGUUCCUCAAAUCCCUCCGAGCCCUCUGCCCGAAGGGCGUGAUCCUGAGCGAGAACAACGGGGACUGCGCAUGCGCGGGGUGCGUGGACUUCGCGACAGGGUUCUCGCUGCGGAUCGAGUACCUGUGGCGGUUCCUGGACUCGACGAGCGCAGCGUUCAAGGGUAGGGAGAGUGAGGAGAGGAGGAUGAUGGAGGGGGAGGCGGCGAGGGAGCUGACGAGCGCGGCGGAGAUGAAUGAGAGGAGGGAGAGGUGGUGCGAGCGGAUGAGGGAGGCAGGGUUCGCGGGGGAGGGGCUCGGCGAGGACGCCAUCGACGGAGGCCGAGCGCUGCUGAGGAAGCACGACGGGAACUGGGACAUGAAGGUGGAGGAAGACGGUGGGAGCCAUUGCUGCUUGAGCUUGGGGUGGAAAGGUCAGCCCGUGUCCUUCUGUUCGUUAUGGAAGUUGAGUGGUGGCGGGAAAUGACGAUGAUUAACUAGCGAAAUUGGGGUUUAGAGAUUAUCAAUUCAGAUCUUGCCUAAUUAAUCAGUUUGUAAAAUAGUGAAAUUCGGUGCUUUUGGUUAUAUUUUUGCGUUCACUUACGCGUUUGCAAAUGCAAAGAGCAUCAAAAGUGGGACUGACGAGUGCUCUGGAUUUA
Molecule: messenger RNA, 2022 nt
Organism: Rhodamnia argentea
Lineage: Eukaryota; Viridiplantae; Streptophyta; Magnoliopsida; Myrtales; Myrtaceae
Product: protein NODULATION SIGNALING PATHWAY 1
Exons: 1
Coding region: 93-1850 (585 amino acids)
Biological process (GO): regulation of DNA-templated transcription
Cellular component (GO): nucleus
Molecular function (GO): DNA-binding transcription factor activity; sequence-specific DNA binding
Source: RefSeq, a predicted model, not a curated record